GGUGUCAGGGUCCCCUUGGGACGCGGAGCCAUGCCCAGGUACACGGUGCACGUGCGCGGAGAAUGGCUGGCCGUGCCCUGCCGGGAUGCGCAGCUCACCAUCGGCUGGCUAGGCCGUGAGGCUCUCAGGAGGUACGUCAAGAAUAAGCCGGACAAUGGUGGCUUUGCCUCGGUGGAUGAUGUGCACUUCCUCGUGCGCCGGUGCAAGGGCCUGGGCCUGCUGGACCACGAGGACCUGCUGGAGGUGGCCCUGGAGGACAACGAGUUCGUGGAAGUGGUUAUAGAAGGCGACGCCAUGUCUCCCGACUUCAUCCCAUCUCAACCAGAAGGAGUUUACCUAUAUAGCAAGUACCGAGAGCCUGAAAAGUACAUUGCCUUAGAUGGGGACAGCCUGACCACAGAGGAUCUGGUCAACUUGGGGAAAGGACGCUACAAAAUAAAGCUCACCCCAACUGCUGAAAAGAAGGUGCAAAAAUCCAGGGAAGUCAUAGAUAGCAUCGUGAAAGAAAAAACUGUUGUCUAUGGUAUAACUACAGGUUUUGGGAAAUUUGCCAGAACUGUAAUUCCUGUCAAUAAGCUAGAAGAGCUCCAGGUCAACUUAGUACGUUCACAUUCUUCAGGUGUUGGGAAACCACUAAUCCCUGAGAGAUGUCGGAUGCUCUUGGCUUUAAGGAUCAAUGUCUUAGCCAAGGGGUACAGUGGCAUUUCCCUGGAGACCCUCAAGCAAGUUAUUGAAGUAUUUAAUGCCUCCUGCCUGCCUUACAUUCCAGAGAAAGGAACCGUUGGCGCCAGUGGAGACCUUGCCCCACUGUCUCAUCUUGCUCUUGGGCUCAUUGGAGAAGGGAGGAUGUGGUCUCCAAAGAGUGGCUGGGCUGAUGCGAAAUACGUCCUGGAAGCUCAUGGAUUGAAACCAAUUGUUUUGAAACCAAAAGAGGGCCUGGCGCUCAUCAAUGGGACACAGAUGAUCACCUCCCUGGGCUGUGAAGCCGUGGAGAGAGCCAGUGCUAUUGCACGCCAGGCUGACAUCGUGGCGGCCUUGACCCUGGAGGUGCUGAAAGGCACCACCAAAGCCUUCGAUACCGACAUUCACGCGGUUCGCCCUCACCGUGGGCAAAUCGAAGUUGCUUUCCGGUUUCGGUCACUCUUGGAUUCAGAUCACCACCCAUCUGAAAUAGCAGAGAGUCACAGGUUUUGCGAUCGUGUUCAGGAUGCGUACACCUUACGCUGCUGUCCACAGGUCCAUGGUAUAGUGAAUGACACGAUAGCGUUCGUGAAGAACAUCAUUACCACAGAACUUAACAGUGCAACAGAUAAUCCUAUGGUUUUCGCCAGCAGAGGAGAGACUAUUUCUGGAGGAAACUUCCAUGGUGAAUACCCAGCCAAAGCCCUAGAUUAUUUGGCCAUUGGAGUCCAUGAACUUGCUGCGAUUAGUGAAAGAAGAAUUGAAAGACUCUGUAACCCCUCCCUCAGCGAGCUGCCUGCCUUCCUGGUGGCUGAAGGUGGUCUCAACUCCGGGUUCAUGAUUGCACACUGCACCGCAGCAGCCCUCGUGUCUGAGAACAAGGUUCUGUGCCACCCCUCGUCUGUGGACUCUCUGUCCACCAGCGCCGCCACGGAGGACCACGUCUCCAUGGGAGGAUGGGCAGCAAGGAAGGCCCUUCGGGUCAUCGAGCACGUAGAACAAGCUGUCCCCUCCACUUUUCUCGUAGUGCUGGCCAUUGAGCUCCUCGCAGCCUGCCAGGGCAUAGAGUUUCUACGUCCCCUGAGAACAACCACUCCUCUGGAGAAGGUCUACGACCUCGUGCGCUCUGUUGUAAGGCCCUGGAUAAAAGAUCGCUUCAUGGCUCCAGACAUUGAGGCAGCACACAGGCUGCUCGUCGAGCAGAAGGUCUGGGAGGUUGCUGCCCCGUACAUCGAAAAAUACAGAAUGGAACAUAUUCCAGAAUCCAGACCGGUCUCUCCAACAGCCUUUUCACUGGAAUCUCUACAUAAGAAAUCCACCAAAAUCCCCGAGUCUGGGGAUCUUUGACAGGCUUUGUCAUGGAUCAGCGGAUUAGAGGGUCCUUGGUUGAACAGCAAGCAAUAUUAUGCAGAAGAGACUUGAGGACUUUCCUAAAUAGAUCAACCCAUUAUGUUGUUCGGUCCUUCUACAACCUCCUUUGCUUAGGCUGGUAACGGCGUUAGUGUUGCUCACUCUAGCACUGUGGUCCUGUUGACCUGGUUUGAGACACAGAAGUUGUUUUCAGAUUAUAGUUUUCUUUCUUCCUUAACAAUAUCAAUAGGCCACAGACCACUUCAUAUUAUUUGAACUCAAAUUUUGAAACAGAUUGGCAUUUUUUUCCAAAAACAUUAGACUUUUAUGAAGCUCUUUCUCUUCUUUUCCUUCUCCUUCUCCCCCCUCCCCUACCCUCCUCCCCCUCCUCCUCCUCUUUCUUCUUUUACGGUUUGACCAGAUCUCCACUAGAUAACUUUGGCUGAUUGAAUUAUACCAUGAUAUGAUGAAUGUUCUCACUAGGCCUUCAUCAACAACUUCAUCAACAACUUCUUUUGAAGUCAUAAUUUGUCCUGAAGCGUCUCUUUCUUCUAGUAAUUGCCUCAGAGUAUAGUCAAUAGGUCGAGAGGUUUUGUGUAAAGGAUUACUAUUGGAGUGCCCCUUACUGAUAUUUGUCAAAUGUCACUAUACAUCUCUAUCUGGCCAUCUGGCAAAACACUGUACAUCUCGAAAAAAAUCUCAGAUUCUUAAACUGGAGUUAGAGGUUAGUAUUAUUACCUUCUUCCUCUAACAACCCUGCGUUGAGAAGCCUCCUGUCUCACAAAUAAGGAAUCUUACAUUCAGAAGUAACCAACCCCCUCUCUGUAAUGAUAACUCUUAAUAGGGGAAACUCUUGACAAAGGUACAGGGGGCCCUGGGCUGUAUUACGCAAUCGGUUUUUUCCUCAAAAAAGAAGACAAAGGACCAUCUGGGAAGACUUAAGUAUAAGCACCCAAAUGAAAGAUGAGUCAGAUGACCUCUUCGCUGCGCAAGGCUAACUCUGUGACUUUGCACCUACGUGUGCAAAUGCGUGCAAGGGGCACCCCGUGCAGGAGACCAGAGCCACGGCUCCAACAACCACAGUAGGCCAGAUACACUUGCCAGCUUGCCUACCUGCUUCCAGCCUAAAAUGGGUCCAACAGUGUAUUUCACAAUAGGGUUUCUCUCUUUGGAUGGCGGUUGGUCUCCAGCAAAAGGUGGACACCCAAGGGAAAACCGCUGCCCACAGCAAUUCAGUGACCAAAAUGGGCUGAAGAGCCUGUUUAUGGAAAGGCUGUUCUGGGUACUGUCCUUUGCCAAAACAUCAACAGGCACAAUGAGUUCGUGCUUUGCCACGAACCCCAGUCAAGCCAGUAAACCCAGCCAUCCGAUGGCUGCUCUUCACUCCAGUGUGGGAGGGCUGGGUCCCUACAGGCCACUGUGGUCUUCCCGGGCACUUUAUGAUCGAGUUUUCGAGGCAGCUCCAUGAGAAACAGGUUAUCACAUGCCCCCAAGAAAUGUCAAGGUAACCGUGCAAAGACUCCGUCUGUUGUCUUAUGUUGUCACGAUGUUCUUGGAUUUUUACAACCAAGUGUAGUGCCUCCUUAGGGAAAGCCUAUUCGAGUCGCAGUUAAUCAAGCUUCUGAAAGGUUUAGACAAUGAAUGUUAUUAGCACAUCGCCACACAUCUUUAGAAAGUGUGGUUGGUUUCGGUAUCCUUUCUCCUUCCCCGGGGAGUAGAAGGAAGGAUUAGAAGCAUCUCGAUUUCCUCCCAGCAGGCUCGCCUGGGCUUCUUCCCCUGCCAUCUCAGGGCAGUUGGAGGGCAAGCCCCGGAGCCUUUGGGCCUUUAUGCUUUUCAGUGCCACACUUGCUAAUGUCCUGGUGGCCGAAGCAAGUCACCCUGCCCAGCCCAAGCCAGACAGGGACAGUGCUACUCAAUGGCAUUGGGAUGUGAUCUGCGGUCCAUCACUGUAACAAUCUACCACGUACGUAAAACCAAACACAGAACCUGAAACAUUCAAGACGCUUUUCAUUACUACUUUAAACUUGAGCCUCAUCUUUGUAUCUGGUCACGGGAUUGUUACUGUUUUAUUAAACCUUCUCAUUAUCUCAUGAAGAGCACAAUCAUUUUGCAUUUGGGGGGUUAUUUGGUUAAAGGUGUUAACUUACUAAAUGUAAACAUUAAAAAUAUACCAAAAAUCGAA
This is a messenger RNA of Neogale vison (American mink), 4213 nucleotides long. It is a transcript of the gene HAL, whose product is annotated as histidine ammonia-lyase. Gene Ontology annotation, biological process: L-histidine catabolic process. Bases 31 to 2028 code for a protein of 665 amino acids. Lineage: Eukaryota; Metazoa; Chordata; Mammalia; Carnivora; Mustelidae. Gene Ontology annotation, cellular component: cytoplasm. The record is from RefSeq and is a predicted model, not a curated record. Gene Ontology annotation, molecular function: histidine ammonia-lyase activity. The transcript has 20 exons.